Molecule: messenger RNA, 1021 nt
Organism: Elgaria multicarinata webbii
Lineage: Eukaryota; Metazoa; Chordata; Lepidosauria; Squamata; Anguidae
Product: nicotinamide riboside kinase 2-like
Exons: 8
Coding region: 209-832 (207 amino acids)
Cellular component (GO): cytoplasm
Molecular function (GO): ribosylnicotinamide kinase activity
Source: RefSeq, a predicted model, not a curated record
CCGCGGGUCUGUCUUUCGCGCAGCGCUUCGCCGCGGCACGGACGGGUCUCCCUGUUGCCGCCGUUUCUCCGCGACUAUGGCGCCUCUGGGCAGCUGACGUUCGUGCCUCCUCCUUCUCCCUCUUCCUCUAGUCUCCCAAGGAACCAACUGUGAGGGGAAACAGCCGCCGCCGCCGUAACCAUCGCCUCGCAGCUCGCGCCUCAUCACCAUGAAAGUCAUCGUCGGCAUUGGCGGGAUCACCAAUGGCGGGAAGACCACCCUAACAAGCAAACUCAUGCAUGCCCUGCCCAACUGCAGCGUAGUACACCAAGAUGACUUCUUUAAGCCCCAGGAUGAAAUAAAGGUUGAAGAUGGAUUUAAACAAUAUGAUGUUAUUAGUGCUUUGGAUAUGGAUGCGAUGAUGAGUACCAUCAAUGCUUGGCAGAAAGACCCAAUCAAGUUUGAACGAUCUCAUGGUAUUAACACACUAGAUACCAGAACUAUAGAGGAUUCAGGGGAGAAUGAUGACACACUCCAUAUCCUUAUUGUAGAAGGAUUCUUACUUUAUACUUACAGGCCCUUGAUUGAUGUUUUUGACAUCCGGUAUUUUCUUUCUAUUCCCUAUGAAGAAUGCAAGAGGAGGAGAAGUUCAAGGAAUUACACUGUGCCUGAUCCACCUGGAUUAUUCGAUGGUCAUGUCUGGCCCAUGUAUGUCAAACAUAAGAAACUAAUGGAAGAUCUUAAUGUUGAUGUUGUUCAGUUGGACGGAGCAAAAUCAAGGGAGGAGCUUUUUAAUGCAGUCUACGGUCAUAUCCAGAACAACUUAGAAGAAUUGAUGAGGACACUGGAUUAGACAAGUGGCUGGAAAAUUGUAAUGAAGUAGAAGACACUUGUUCAGUAACUUUUUUUUAACCACGUGCCUGGCUUGGCAGUUAAGUUCCAACUUCUGUGAAGACUUUGCCUUUCUUAAUAAAUAUUUUCUUCUUGCUGACACAAGUCUCUAAAACGUGGCAUUGAUUAAAAAGCAUUUACCAUCCAUAAA